Molecule: messenger RNA, 1443 nt
Organism: Phytophthora sojae
Lineage: Eukaryota; Oomycota; Peronosporomycetes; Peronosporales; Peronosporaceae
Exons: 2
Coding region: 1-1443 (480 amino acids)
Source: RefSeq, a predicted model, not a curated record
AUGGCCAAGUCUCGCGCCGAGAACAAGGCCGUUAUCAUCCGACGACUGCGCUCGCGCUUGGACCGCACGACGCGCGGUGCCAGCGCCGAGGCCGACGCGCGACUGCGCGCGCAAGUCGAUUUCUACGCCCGGCUGCGCAGCUCCAUCUUCGUUAACGGCGACUCGCUUGGUAUCACUGCCCUCGACGAUGUGGUCGUGGACGUGUUGGCCGAUGACACGCUGUUGCCCGCGGAGCUCGCGCGCACGGUGGUGCUGUUGCCAGCGCCCACUACGAUGGACACGGAGCCCGCGCCCGCGCACGACCUCUUCGCUUACCUGUUCGACUUGCCGGACACCUGCCCCCGCGACGUUCAGCGAGACGUCGAGAAGCUGGUGAAGGCCGCCGCUAAGCAGGGCAAGUCCCCGCCACGAGCAGCGUACCCCUGGGCCGGGCCGCGCGCCUGGUACGACCCGGAAGAGUUUCCGGAGCUCCACCUGAUGCACUGGCGCUACUACAUGCGCCACCGAGACACGUUCUUCGACUGUGCGCUGUACGCGCCAACGGACAACUCGGACGCUCGCCGCCGUGACAAGCUCAACGCGAACCAAGGCCGCCUCGUGCUGGUGAGUGCGAACGUCUGCCUCUUCGGCUGGUACGGCUUUCUCGACCGUUUCGAGAACACCGUUCACGACAAUCUCAUGUGGCUCGGAGGCAAGGCCGCCAAGCGUUCCGUGUCGGCCAAGGGCAAGGACAGUUCGGCGACGGGCCUCGUCACGCUGUGGCGCCACGAACGUUCCCGCUACGACAGCCUGAUGGCUCACCUCCUGGAUCCGUGCCGCGUCGACGAAGACGGUUACCAGAGCAUCCGUGAGCUGCUGGAGCAGACGGAGGCUUUGGACCCGACUCGUCCCCCGCACCUUCGCCUCGGCGACGAAGCUCUGGCUCGCAUCGCGCUCGACGCGGGCCGCAAGCCUCCCAACCCGGCCUGGAUCGGCAACAAGAGCGGCGGCAUCUGGAAGACGCUGCUGACGAACAGCCGGAUCCGCGCGCUCCAGGUCAAGAUUGCCAAGCAGCUCAAGGAGGGCACGUACAGGGUCGGCAUGGACUUGAAGCCGUUCCCGCACAAGGAGCAGGGCGACAACGACUCGAACUACACCGACGACACGCUCGCCGUGGAGCCGCCGUCUCCACCCGUCGAUGAGGAGCUCGAAGACGUCGAAGAGAACGAGUCCGAGGAGAAGCCGUCCACGCCGAGUCCCACGCAGGCAGACGAGCCUGACGACCAAGAGCAGGACGACGCCGACCAAGAUGACCAAGCCGAAGCCGACGAAGGCGGCCGCAGCUUGGACACCCACGACGCUCCCGAAGACGACAAGAAGAGCAGCUCUGGCGACGACAAGGGCGACGCGUCGGCCAAGAGCAACCCCAAGAAGAAGAGCUCCGACUCUUCGAGCUCCAAGUAG